GCCCCUCCCUGCCGGGUGACGUCAUGUGCAUUGGACGGCUGUGGAGCUCAGUUGGCGCUCAGCAGCUCUGACAGAAACAGAAGACGUGAGGAAAAGAAAGCUGCCGUGGAUCAGAGAUGCCGUCUGGAUCAGAUCCUCCAGGAUCUGGACUGAAGUCAGUCAGAAGAUCUCCUCGUCUGUCUCCUCAGGGAGUCAACAGCAAUAAAGGAGACGAGGAGAAGAAAGGAGAAAGCAGCCUGCAGAAGGCGAAGAGGAAAGGAAGGAUGGAGAGAAGCAGAGAGGAGAGAGAAGAAGAGCUGGACGUCAAACUGCAGCAGCUGGAUCUGUCCAGCAGGGCAGCAGCCAGUGGAACUGGUCUGGUUUACACUGAGACCUUCACUCACCAUAAGAACUUGUGGGAUUCCAGUCAUCCAGAGAGUCCAGACAGAGUGACGUCCAUCAUGAAGGAGCUGGAGAGACAAGAGCUGCUGUCACGCUGCGUCAGAGUCGAGCCCAGAGAAGCUACAGAAGAAGAGCUGCUGCUCGCUCACAUGAAACAUUACGUGGACCUGAUGAAGUCGACUCAGACGAUGUCAGAGAGCGAACUACACACUCUGUCUGACAAAUACGACUCUGUCUACCUCCAUCCUGAGACCUUCCAGGUGUGUCUGUUAGCGGUGGGUUCAGUCCUGCAGCUGGUUGAUCGGGUCAUGACCUCUGAACUCAGGAAUGGAUUUGCUGUCGUCAGACCUCCAGGUCAUCACGCUCAGUGCAACGAGUCCAACGGUUUCUGCAUCUUCAACAACGUGGCGAUCGCAGCUCGUUACGCUCAGACCAGACACAAAGUCAGCAGGGUGUUGAUAGUGGACUGGGACGUUCAUCAUGGUCAGGGCAUCCAGUAUCUGUUCCAGGAAGACCCCAGUGUGCUGUACUUCAGUGUCCACAGGUUCGAGCAGGGAUCUUUCUGGCCUCACCUGCCAGAGUCUGACUGUCAGUUUGUCGGCAGCGGACGAGCUGAAGGACGAAACAUCAACCUGCCCUGGAACAAGACGGGGAUGACUGACGCUGAUUAUAUCGCAGCUUUCCAACAACUGCUGCUGCCUGUCGCCCACGAGUUUCAGCCUCAGCUGGUUCUGGUCUCUGCUGGGUUUGAUGCUGCAGUCGGAGAUGAGAAGGGUGAGAUGUGUGUCAGUCCUCAGUGUUUCCAUGUUCUGACUCACAUGUUGAUGAGUUUGGCUGAAGGUCGACUCGUUCUCGCUCUGGAGGGAGGUUAUAACCUGCAGUCGACAGCAGAGGGCGCUGCAGCCUGCGUCAGAGCUCUGCUCGGAGGAGCCUGUCCACCACUGAAUCCGCCCACCGCUCCGUCUGACAGUGCUCUGCAGUCCAUCUCUCAGACUGUCUCAGCUCUCUAUCCACACUGGGCCUCUCUGCAAGUCCUGGAAGGCGCCCCGUUGGCAGAGGCGAGCGUCAUCAGAGCAACAGCCAACGAGGAGAGCACACAGAAGACCAGCCCCGCCCUCUCUGUUGCCACGACGACAGGCCUGGUGUACGACGAGAGGAUGAUGGAGCAUCUGAACAUGUGGGACAGACAUCAUCCCGAGCAGCCGCAGAGAAUCUUCAAGAUCUUCUCCAAACAUCAGCAGCUGGGAUUGGUUGACCGUUGCCAACGCAUACCAGCUCGCUCGGCAACCGAGGAGGAACUCGCCAUGUGUCACAGCGUGCAGCACAUCGAGCAAAUGAAAGGCACAGCGGUGAUGAAGCCCAGAGAUCUGAACAAACUGGGAAACGAGUUCAACUCCAUCUACAUCAACAACCAGAGCUUCCAGUGCGCUCUGCUGGCUGCUGGAAGCUGCUUCAACGCUGUGGAGACGAUACUGACAGGACAGGUGAAUAACGGCGUGGCGAUCGUUCGUCCUCCUGGUCAUCACGCAGAGAGAGACUCUCCUUGUGGUUUCUGUUUCUUCAACACGGCGGCGCUCGCUGCCCGCUACGCCCAGAAAAUGUCCCGUCAUCCACCGCUGCGAGUCCUCAUCCUGGACUGGGACGUUCACCACGGCAACGGGACGCAGCACAUGUUCGAGGACGACGACAGCGUCCUCUACGUCUCCCUCCAUCGCUAUGACAACGGGAUGUUCUUUCCGUCUUCAGAGGACGCCGCUCCUGACAGGGUGGGCGUGGCAAAGGGGGCGGGGUUCAACGUCAAUGUAGCGUGGAGUGGCGGGCGGAUGGGCGACUCUGACUACCUCGCUGCCUUCCAACACGUCGUCAUGCCGAUCGCCACUGAGUUUAACCCCGGGUUGGUUCUGGUGUCGGCCGGAUUCGAUGCGGCGCGGGGGGAUCCGCUGGGUGGAUAUCAUGUGACCCCGGAGGGAUACGCCCACCUCACAAACAUGCUGAUGUCACUGGCCGGGGGGCGGGUCCUACUUAUACUGGAGGGAGGUUACAACUUGUCCUCCAUCUCUGACUCCAUGGCGAUGUGCACCAGUGUGUUGCUCGGCGACCCCCCUCCCUCCCUGGUGACACCCCUCCCCCCUCCUCACCACAGCGCCGUGGCCGCGAUCAACGAGGUCAUCCGACACCACACCCCCUACUGGAGGUCACUGAGGAUACGCAUCCCAGAAUCCGUCCGGGCUUCCCUGCCGUCCCUGAAGCAUCGUGGGAAACGUAGUUCUAAAGGAAAAGGCAGGAAGUCAGACCAGAGCAGCACAGACAAACCACCGCUGCCCCCUUCAGGACAGGAGGCGGACCACAGCCUGGACCAGCUCACUCAGGGAUUGGCCGGUUUGGACAUCAGUCACACCUCGUCCAAUCAUCCCGCUACGUCUACCCCGGUGGGCGGGGCCAGGCCGAAGACCCGCCUCAGCGAAGAGAAGGUCGUCUGCAAUGCUGAAGUGAAGGCGGAGUCAAGUGAGGUGACGCCUGAGCAGAACCAAUCAGCAGAGAGCGUGCAGCCUCAGGCUGUUGCCGUGGCAGCGUCAGAAUCUGUCGCAGCUGGAAACGAGGCCGCAGCCGGAGCGGAGGCGGAGCCAGAGGCGGAGGGGGCGUGCGGUUGGUCGAAGCCUCAAGGAGCUUUCGAGCUGACGUGUCAAGUUCAGAUGGACGGAGCCGCCAUGUUUGUGGUGGACCCUCUGUCCUGGUGUCCUCACCUGGACGCGGUGAAGCCCCUCCCUCCCUCAGGUAUAGAUGUCUUCCGGUCGUGUCAGGACUGCGGCUCUGAGGCUGAGAACUGGAUCUGUCUCACCUGCUACCAGGUGUUCUGCGGGCGUUACGUUAACGAGCACAUGGUGACUCACGGCACGGUGUCCGAACAUCCGAUGGUUCUGAGCUUCUGUGAUCUGUCCGUGUGGUGUUACCUGUGUGAGGCGUACGUGCACAACCAGACUCUGUUUGAAGCUAAAAACGCUGCUCACUUCACCAAGUUCGGAGAGGAGAUCCCUCCGUGGAGCUGAGACGAGGAAGAGGAGGAGGAGGAUGGUGUGAAAACCUAGAAGCUGUCUGUUUUUCUCUUGUUUUCUGUCUGUCUUCCCUCAGCAGCGUGUGAUUAGACUCAUGUGUGUUGCCAUGGAUACUGCAGCCAGCUAGCAGCAGUGGUGCUUUGUUGGAAAUGUAGUUGAAUCCAGUGACAACUACGGCGUCCCACAACUGCCAAAAGAACAAACAAACUCCCAUGCAAAAACAAAAAUACAAGAUUGUUUUUAUGUUGUUUUUUUGUUGUUUUGUUUUUUUUAACUGCGGCUCGGUGCUAAUCAUCAGCAGCAGGUUGUCGGUUCGAUUCCCUGACAACGUGACCAAUCACCAGCAGCCUUUGGACGGUUUUAUUUUAAAAAAAAAAAGAAAAAAGAAAUUCUGAUCAGAAACAUCAGGAAAAGACUCUUUAAAUACUGUCAACAGAAGAAGAAGAAGAGUUCUGCUUCACAGCGAGUUAGUCAGUGGUCACAGCGGUGAUGAUGUCACAGCGGUGAUGAUGUCACAGAGAAACACGCCCACAAACUGCAGAGUGAAGAAAACUGAAGAAGAAGAAAAACUUGAUGUAAAAUACUGGAAACAUGUUAGAAAUAUUCAUAUGCAUCUGCAAAUGUCUUCGAUCAUUUUAAGAAACUACAGACAGAAACAUUUGAUGAAGAGAAUUUUGGAGUUUGUGGCUAAAAAAAAAAACAAAAAACAAAAAAAAAAAAGAAAAACUAAACUCAGUAAGUUUGUGUUAAACUGCAAGUUUUGGACAAAUAAUUUGAAAAUGUUAAAAAUGUUAAGAAUUCAACAUAAAGUCCACGAAGUUCUGCCACUUUCAUCUCUGAAGUUAAAUUUUUUUUUUUUUGAAAGAAAAGAUUUAAAAAUGUUUCCUGUGACGUCGCGGCGAGGAGCAAAGAAACACUGCGGGUGCGUUUGAUUGUCACACCUGCAGGAGGCUGACGGCGUGGAGACGUUUCUGCAGUGAGUCGGGAUAAAAGUUUCUCUGUGAGGUGUGUUCGAUUUACACACUGUGUAAAAGGCAGCGUUACCGUGGCGAUAAGAGGAGGCCUGUGAGCUGUGCAAUAUUCUGUUUCUGAACAAACGUUUGUUCUGUUUUCUGUCUGUGUUUUAUUACUAUUAAACAUUUGUUUGUUUGUAUGGAA
Messenger RNA from Thunnus maccoyii (southern bluefin tuna), 4592 nucleotides. RefSeq names its product histone deacetylase 6 (gene hdac6). The transcript is spliced from 29 exons. The record is from RefSeq and is a predicted model, not a curated record. Gene Ontology annotation, cellular component: histone deacetylase complex. Bases 117 to 3428 code for a protein of 1103 amino acids. Gene Ontology annotation, biological process: chromatin organization. NCBI's taxonomy places the organism in Eukaryota, Metazoa, Chordata, Actinopteri, Scombriformes, Scombridae. Gene Ontology annotation, molecular function: histone deacetylase activity; zinc ion binding.